AUGUCGGUGAGUCUAGAUAGAAACUCCUACGGUCCUGAACCGGAACUGAUCCCAUGUUUUCAGUUAUCCGUCUGGCUGGUCCUCAAGAACAUGCUCUCUCCGAUCGUGAACGUGAUCGACCCGACGCCCGCGCCAUCCCCUCUUCCUGCCCGGAAUCUGACAGGCCCGUCUGGACAACCUCCUCCGUCGGCCACCACUUUCGAGAGCCGCGACGGAACAUUCAUCGCCGUCCUUCUCGUCAUCCUCUUUCUGAUUCUGUGCUGCUGCGGAGUCGCCGUUUGGUUGUUGUGGUUCCGGAAAAAGAAGGAGCAGAAAGAAGGGGAAGGGGAGGGGAAAACGGUAGAAAACGGGACAGGAACCACCGGGACCACUGCUGGGGGAGCGACGGAGACCGCCACGGAGACUGGCACUGUCCAGAGGAGUGCUAUCGUUGCUUGA
Caenorhabditis sp. 36 PRJEB53466 is the source of this 438-nucleotide messenger RNA. NCBI's taxonomy places the organism in Eukaryota, Metazoa, Nematoda, Chromadorea, Rhabditida, Rhabditidae. The record is from the annotation of a GenBank genome assembly.